AACUUGGCUAACCCCAAAAAAAGAAAAAAAAAUUAAAAAAAAAUCAAUUCGGCCCGGGCCCGGGCCCGACCCGGCCGGGCCGGUUCGCCAAAUUCAAGGCCCGAGCCCGGACCCGGCCACCCCACCGGGCCUAGGCCCGACCCGGACCCGGACCCGAGAACCGGGCCGGUUCCGGGCUUGCACAGUGGCGGGCCGGGCCGGUCCCGGGCCGGGCGGCCCGAACCGGGUCCAUGCCUAGCCUGGAAAAGUAUGUUUAACUAAAAAGAGACAAGAUAAUAAAGUAUUACUACGUAUGAUGAGUGCAUCCAUGAAAUUGUAAGACUGACAGGUUUUGUUUUGGGAAACCUUAUUUAAUUUCAGUGAGCCCCCCACCUCCUGCUCUUAUUCCUCCUUCCCCUGUGGGUCCAACUCCCAGUCCUAUUACUCCUGCUCCUACUCCUGGUGAUGCUGACGUGGUCAGUCCAACUUUUGUAACUAUCGACAAUAGAGCAGUUUGCUUGGGAGGGAAUAAGGCAGCAUACUAUUACGUCCCAGGAUUCGGCAAAGGGGUCGAAAAUUGGGUUGUAUAUCUUCCUGGGGGCGGAUGGUGUAAGAAUGUAAGUGACUGUGAAGAUUAUAUCAACACUAAAGGUGUGGGUUCGCCAGCAAAACCAAUGCCCUUUAAUGCUAUUCUAAGUUCUAACAAGGAGAACAAUCCUGAAUUUUUUGAUUGGAACAAAGUUGCUAUUCGAUAUUGUGAUGCAUCUUCAUUCACAGGAAACUCUGAAAUAACAACGCCAAGUGGUACAAAACUUUAUUUUAGAGGAAGGGUCGUUUUCGCUGCUGCCAUGCAAGAGUUGUUGCAAAAAGGGAUGGGAAAUGCAAAGAAUGCUCUUUUGGUUGGUGGUUCAGCCGGUGGAGUUGCCACAACCAUAUACUGUGAUAGAUUUCGAAAUCUGUUUCCAUCCAGUUCGAGAGUAAAGUGCUUUUGUGAUGGGGGUUAUUUCUUUCUUUCGAAAGAUCAUAUUCAAGGAAAUGGAUUCCUAUCAAUGUUUGAGGGCUUAGUAACACUACAUAGGUCAAAAGAUGUGCUGCCCGAAUCUUGUACUGCAAGAUUAAAUGCAGAACUGUGUUUUUUCCCGCCAAAUUUACAGGAAGAUAUCAAAACACCCAUCUUCUUCCUAAUGUCAGCAUUUGAUAGGGUUCAGAUCCAAUAUACUUUAUCAAUGGACCUUACUCAUUGUGUUAAAAAUUUGAGUUGCACGCCGACUCAAAUUAAAGCAUCACAAGAUCUUCGGUUGGAGCUUCUCACAGUUCUACCCAAACAAAGCAAGACUUCUUCCAAAGGGUUCCUGGUUACCUCUCCAUUUGCUCAUACACAAGUUGAAAAGGAUAUUUGGAAUAGUCGAGCUGCAGGGACUAAUAAGACUAUUGCCAGCCUAUUUGGAGACUGGUACUUUGACAGGCAAAUAGUUCAAGUGGUAGAUCAGUAUCCAUGUCCUUACAGAUGUCCAUGACGUACUAGCUGCUGCUUUUCAAGAUGAUGCCCACUAUAUGUAGUCCACUAUAUGUGCCAUAUGAUCUUUCUGAGGAUUAUCUUGCGUUUAAUUUUAAGUUCAUCAAAAACAAUUAUAUAUUCUAAUUGUAGUCCACUAUAUGUAACAACAAUGCUUUGUCGCUAUGCCUCAAUGGGGUUAACUCCAAAGUUAUGUUACUCUUUCACUAUUGAGCAUAUCAAUAUUGGAGUAUUAACUUGUGGAAAUCUGUAGUUUAUUUGGUACGUACGAAGUAAUAUAUCCCAUGUUUAUACACAGU
Molecule: messenger RNA, 1794 nt
Organism: Cuscuta epithymum
Lineage: Eukaryota; Viridiplantae; Streptophyta; Magnoliopsida; Solanales; Convolvulaceae
Source: the annotation of a GenBank genome assembly